CUAUGCCGGUGCACUAUUGGCACGAUAGCGUCUGCACUAUUCGCAGUAGCUUAAACGUUUCGGCUUCGAAAUUCGGUUUCUUUUUUCAAAUAAGGGUUUAAGUCUUUUGUUGUCAGAAGACACACAAUGUCCAAAGUUGGAGAAACUCCGCAGGUUUUGUUUGCUCGAGGAAGCCAGGACGGUGAUUCUACAGCAGAUGAUUGGGAUGACACUGAACUACUGAAAGAGUAUGACAGGGCAGUCCGACCACUGAAGGCCCUUGUUGCUGAAAGAAUGGGAUUAAGUAAUGCUGAAAUUGAAGAAGCAUCUGCUACUGAGAGUGGUAGUUCUAGAAGCGUUCUUGAAAAGGACGGUUCCAAAGUCCAGAAGCGCCAUCAGAAGAAAAGGCGUAGAAAGGGCAAAAGCAAGCAGCACCGAGAAUGGGCAGCUGGUGACCAUUGUCAGGCCAAGUUUACUGUCGAUGAGCAGUUGUAUGAAGCCACAGUUGUGUCCAUCGACCAUGAUCGAGGCACUUGUAUUGUUCAGUAUGUUGGGUAUGGAAACUCUGAAGAGCAGCCUUUAUCCGCCCUUUCGCACUCCAUGGGAGCAGCAGUCCGUAGGGAGCAAGUGAACAUUGCAACCUUGAAGGCUGAAGAUACUGAAGCUGCCCAGAGUGACGACCCUAUGGAACGGUCAUCAGAGGCUAGCUCUACUAUUUCUCUAUCUAAGAUGGGAUUGGGUGACAGCUCACACAAGAAUGCCAAUGCACAAAAGUCACGAAAUCCACCAUAUGUUCCCCGGCCUCCUCAUUUCUCUGCACCAUCAAAUUCUGGAGGUCCCAGACUGGGUGUACCCAAUUUUUCAGGAAUUAGAGCUCCCUCUGCCAUGAAUGAUAUGGUUCCACCACCCCUUCCUCCUCAUGUCUUGGCAAGUCUUCCAGGAGAUGAUUCCGAAGCGUUGUCCGCAAUGUUGAUGUCAUGGUAUAUGAGUGGUUUUCAUACAGGAUACUAUCAGGGGCUGAAGAGAGCAAAGAACUUUAGCCAGUCCUAGAAUACAAUUAAAAUAGAAUACAAUAUACAUUUCCUAUUACAUUGUAAAGAACUUUGUGCCAGCAAUUUGUAAAACAUUCAUCUUCCUUGUACCUUUCACUCAUUUAGUUCUUCACUUUUCUAUUGUGGUAUCUACUUUACUGUGAUUUUGAAUUCCCUGGACUGUUCUGUUUCAGUCCCAUAUCUGUAUCUGUAAUAAACUUUUAAAAAAGUU
Molecule: messenger RNA, 1242 nt
Organism: Thrips palmi
Lineage: Eukaryota; Metazoa; Arthropoda; Insecta; Thysanoptera; Thripidae
Gene: Smn
Product: survival motor neuron protein
Exons: 7
Coding region: 127-1029 (300 amino acids)
Biological process (GO): mRNA processing
Cellular component (GO): nucleus; cytoplasm
Molecular function (GO): RNA binding
Source: RefSeq, a predicted model, not a curated record